CCCCGCUCCCGGCCCCGGCCGGCCAGGGAAGCGGCCCCUCCCCGGCCGCCCGCCGGCCCCUCCCGUUACACCCGGGGGAAGGUGUUCCCGAGACCGCUCCCAUCCUCACCCCGCCUCCCCGCUUCCCCGGCUCCAGCCUCCGCCGGCGGAGCUCCACUAUGCCAGACAGUUUCGACACUUUGCAAAGACAAAGACCAGAGGGAGGAGGAAGAGGAGGACAGGGAGGGCGAGGAGGAGGAGGGAGAGGAGGACGGCGCGAUGUGAGCCUGGAAGGGGGCCAGUGCUCGGGACAACCCCCCCUUUAGUCUCCCCGGAGCCCCUCAUCUCCAAAGCCGCCGAAACUCCAGCGUGUCUCCGGCUGCGUUGGGACCGUUUUCAGACUCCACCUUUCUGACCCGGAAAUGCCAGAAGUGAUCAUCAUCGCCAGGGGCUGUGGCGAGCAAACGUUUUGAGCUUUGUGGCCAGGCCCGGAAGUGGACCUUCCCUGGGCAUACUUAGAUGAAGAAGCCGAGGCUCAGAGAGGUUGAGGCACUCCCCCCGAGAUCGCACAGCUGGUGCCGCAGGAUGAGGCGUCUUCAUGAUGGCCGAUGACGCGAGGCGGGAAGCCAUGACAAGAGGAGAGAGCCGGCUGGAUGUUCCCCGUCCCCAGCAUCUCCCUACGCGGUUUCAAAUACGAACACCACAGGGUGUGGCAUCGCGGCAGGCACAGGACGCACAGCACAGGUUUUGAGUCCAGGUCGGAUCUGGAGCCCAGCCUUUGCCGGCUGCCCUUGAGCACGUGCCCUCAGCCUUCAAGGUGAAACACCAUCGCUCUGCCGGGCUGUUGCGAAGACUGAAUGAGCCCCGGCAGAGACGUGCAACCGGCUAUCGGCACACGUCGCGGACGUCAGCAGCAGGUGUCCGGGCCUCCUUCCCGACCUGCAUUCGCGUGGAUUUCUCCACGACUCACCAGCUCCGGGACGCCAAGGCUAGUAUCUCAUCCCCUGCCCUGGCUGCUCCCGGCUCUGGGGACGCCUCCUCCACCUUCCCACCGUGUGCCGGGUCACCCCCGGCCUCUGUGCCCUGCUCUCUGGACCUCUGCUGCCCCCGGCCGCCCAGUGCCGUUAGACUCUUGCGUUGAGCCUCACCGGUGCUGCCUGGUUUCAGCUGCGCCGAAGGCCCUCCAGCCCACGAUGUGACCCUCACCCACCUACUCCAGGCACCCGUGUUCCCAGUCCUCCCCAUGAGCUGCUCCGAAGUCCCUUGUCAACGGGGCAAGAUGUCCCCCCAACCCCCAGUGCGGGCUCAGGGUAGGGGGACCCAUACAGAUGACUUGGGCCCAGCGUGCUGUGGAAUUGAAUGGGUGGCCCUUCCUGAUGACAGCUGCCCUUCCUCUCCUCCCCGGUGGGGCUCUGAGGCAGGACAGCUGUAUCCCAGUGACCCCACUGGCCACCCUGAAACCCCUCAACCCUUGUUUUCUGGGGAUGGUUCGUGCCAGGCUCGUGCUUGCCUAGGGCUCCUGCCCGUCUCCGAACCCCGGUGGAUGCUGGGCUCCUCUCGCCAUACUGGCCGCUGGGUUUAUCCUGUAGUCUGAAUCCCCAUUCUGGAUGUCACUGGAGAUCGUCACCUUAACUCUUUCAGGAGUCUUCGUGAUGCCCCUGCACAUUAAGAGUUAAAAAAAAUCUCUCCUUGGAAGUCGGAGCCCAGGAGGAAAGUUAUCCCUUCAAGGUACCUACCUGUCAGCUGUCUAAACCUUCCCGCCAAACCCGCCAGGACUCCACCUGUCAGGUACCCAGGAGCCCUUUAGAACCAGCGACAGACCCCCGAGGCGGGGCUGGGGCGGGGGUCUCAGAGUCCUGAAUAGUCUUUCCUUUGUCGGGACUUCUGCACCACCUAGAUCGGGGAGAUCUCUUUCUUUCUGGGGCCAGGCGUGAGCCUCGACGUGCAGCCCCAACCGUGUUACAUGCUCUGCACGUUGCGUGGCUGUCUUCAGACUCUGAAUUGAGCACGGCUCAGUCUACACGCAUAAGAAGAUUUGCGGAUUUGCAUUGCUGAAAAUAUGAAAAUAUAUCCACUGCUUCUCGUCUGACCCUAAUCCCGCUUAAUCGUGUUUCUCACGGGCACGUCUCCAAACGUCCCAUUCUGAACCACUGUUUGUGCUCCAGGGAAUCUGUGUUUUCCCCUCCAGCCGCCCCCCAGCGAAGGAGCAGGCAAGAGGUACCAGGGGUAAGGAGAGGAGGAUUUCCAUCCGCAAGAAGGGGGCUCUCUCGACCUGUCAGCACCGCCUGGGUGUGGGGGACCCGGGCGAACCGUCGAGUCAGCGCGGGAAGGGGCGGGGAGACUCAGGCCCCAAAGGAGAUGAGCUUCCGAAGCCACCAAGAUAGAGACAGGGCUCGUCUUCAGUCUCCAGGGGACGCCGUGUGCACCCCAUGCAGUCUCGUUUCCAUAUGCCAGUCGCAUCACUGCUGUGUGCUGCUCACCAACCAUCAGUGGCUCCCAAUGCCUUUAUCUCAAGUCUACAUUCCAAAAGACUUACCCCCCCACCGCAGCCACUCAGAAGGGCACCCUGAUUUCCGUAACUGCGCGAGAUGCCCCCAUCAUCACCACCGCCGCCGCUCCAGCCGCCGUGCACUUUUUGGGACCCCACCCUCUCCACCCUCCUCGGUCUCCGCGGACGCCUCCUCCAUGGAGCCUCCCUUCUUUCUCCGGUUGUCAUCAGCCCAGCACUUCCGAGUCACCGGGGCCCUUGGGCGUGCGGAGCAGAGAGUUACACGUAUGAACUGCCACGUGCGGGAUCCCAGUCUGGCCUCGCCGUCUGGAGGUGAAGAGAGGCAGGCCCCCUGGUGUGGGCAGUAAAGUACAGGUGUCCCCACAGGUGACAGACGGCCCUCAGUGCCUUCGUCAAGCAGGCUGCUUAAUGGUGACAGCGUGGGAAAGACCGGGUUGUAAUUAAGUAUCAGCACACAUCAUCCCUUCCGGAGGACGGUGGCAAAGACACCUUCCCUCUCUCCUGCACCGUGACCCUUCCUUUGAGGUCCUCACCACCCUCCCCCCUCCGAGAGUCCCUGCAUCUGUCACAAAGAUUAAUUGCCCCUUAACCCCUUUGGAUGGGAACGGAAAUCAUAUUAUUAAGUUUGAUUAAAGCUUCGAGAGACACUAUUGGCUGUUUAAGGACUGCUGACCAAGCCGCCUGCUUAUCUCCUGGAAAGACAGAUUAUAUGCGAGGGGAAUCAACCUCACCCCGAGUGGUCACUUAGCCGCCGGCCGUCACAGGGUGAUGUCCGGCACACUGGGGUGGCCGCUGGCCCGCGGGAGCGAAGUCGGCCGCAGUCCCCCUGGGAGUCCCCGCCUCGCCUUGUGACCGAGCCUCCGUCCCUGGGAUUUUUCUUCCGCGUCCCCCCCUCCCCCAACUCCCGGGCGUGAUUUCCUCCAGCCCGUCCCUGGGAGGCGUCCUUCCGGACAGAGCAGAAAUGGUGACCGUGAGGAAAAGGACCCUCAAAGUGCUUACCCUCCUCGUCCUCUUCAUCUUCCUCACCUCCUUCUUCCUGAACUACUCCCACACCACGGUGGCCACCACCUGGUUCCCCAAGCAGAUGGUCGUCGAGCUGUCCGAGAACUUCAAGAAGUUCAUGAAGUACGCGCACAGGCCCUGCACGUGCGCCCGCUGCAUCGGGCAGCAGAGGGUCUCGCCCUGGUUCGACGAGAGGUUCAACCGGUCCAUGCAGCCGCUGCUCACGGCCCAGAACGCGCUCCUGGAGGAGGACACCUACAGCUGGUGGCUGAGGCUCCAGCGGGAGAAGCAACCCAAUAACCUGAACGAUACCAUCAAGGAGCUGUUCCAGGUGGUGCCUGGGAACGUGGACCCCCUGCUGGAGAAGAAGUCGGGGGGCUGCCGGCGCUGUGCCGUGGUGGGCAACUCCGGGAACCUGAGGGAGUCCUGGUACGGGCCUCAGAUAGACGGCCACGACUUCGUGCUGAGGAUGAACAAGGCCCCCACAGCGGGCUUCGAGGCCGACGUCGGGAGCAAGACCACGCACCAUCUGGUGUACCCCGAGAGCUUCAGGGAGCUGGGGGAGAACGUCAGCAUGGUCCUCGUCCCCUUCAAGACCACCGACCUGGAGUGGGUGGUCAGUGCCACCACCACGGGCACCAUCUCUCACACCUACGUCCCUGUCCCCGCGAAGAUCAAAGUGAAAAAGAAUAAGAUCCUGAUCUAUCAUCCGGCUUUCAUCAAAUACGUCUUUGACAACUGGCUGCAGGGCCACGGGCGAUACCCAUCCACCGGCAUUCUGUCCGUCAUCUUCUCACUGCACGUCUGCGAUGAGGUAGACUUGUAUGGCUUCGGGGCAGACAGCAAGGGGAACUGGCAUCACUACUGGGAGAACAACCCAUCGGCGGGGGCUUUUCGCAAGACCGGGGUGCACGAUGGAGACUUUGAGUCCAACGUGACGGCCACCUUGGCGUCCAUCAAUAAAAUCCGGAUAUUCAAGGGGAGAUGACGCUGCAAAGGAGAACUGAGGCACGCCUCUCUGUGUCCAGCCCCAGCCUCUCGCUGGGGCCCUUCUGUCCUGGGAGCUUUGAGGGCCAGCCUCGGGGGUAGGGGCGUUCAGGUGCCCCUCGCGGCCUCCCCCGAGCCAACAUUUGGCAGCGUCUGCUCAGCAAGGUCCCCGAGCCCCGCCGGGUCUGCGAAGGAAGUCUCAGAACUGGUCUUAGAUGGAGAGGGCCCCUCACUGCUGUCCCGGAGCUGGAGGGAGGUGGGGAGAUGCGGGGGAGGGUCCGGUCUCCAAACACCGAGGUCCCUAUGGCUUCUGGGGAGGGGGCAGAUACUUGGGACUGUGUUCUAAAGGAAAGGACAGUUUUCCGGGACGGAUGGGCGGAGACUUUUCCUCUGCCCGGGGACCCAGGGAAGACCUCAGGACAGAGCCGUGUUGGACCAUGUGGACACUGGGGGCAAGAUGGCGCCUUUCUUUGCACGAUGCCCGGCCCCUCCCUCACUCGGCUCGACAACCCCCCGCCCCCCGCCGCCCCGCUGUCGUCCCAAAGCUCAUUUACGGUGGCCGGAGAGGCUCCCCGCCCCGAAGGUCUUCACAGACUCGUGGCAGAGCGUUUCAGGCCCCGGCAGAUGUCUUCUUCCCCAGCCGAUGUCCCUGGAGCGAUGGAUCUUUGUGGCUGUAACCGUGGCUGAGAGCAGAUCUGACCACUUCCGCGUGCCUUUGUGUCUGGGGAGAAACACGCGCAUUGGCCGAAACAAGGCAAAAGCCUUGACUCGGGAGAGGGGACCCCCAGCAAUGCCGCCCCCUUGCCCUGUAGCUCGGGGGCAUCUUUUCUAGUUUCCUGAGGCAGCGCCUGAGUUGGAGCAGAGCUGGGAUGACGGGCAGUGCUGUCCAGAGGCGCGUCAGCCGCGGAACAUCAUUCUUGCUUACAUUCACAGACCGUUGGAUGUGGCGCCCAUGACCUUCCAAGGCCACGCGUAUAACCUCCACCAGCCGGCACUUUCCCCAGGAAACCCACGCUCUGGGCCACGUCCCUGCUGGCCACCUGCACGGUGUCCUGAGGGCUGCAGGGCCAUCCCACGAACAUGAGUUUCAGAGCGGGAGAAGACAUACCUCAUUCUCUCCCUCCCGGGCUGCUCUGAUCUUUCCUCUUCAGCCUUCCUGAUUAUUUAUUGAUUGAUUCUUUUAACUCCGCUGACGUCGUGUGCACUUUGUGGCUCUGUGGCUGGUCCUGACGGCUUAAUUGAGCUUGUUCUUGCUUCACCUGGCAGCCGGGGAGUGGGGGAACUUGAAUCUAGGUUCUUGGGGAGCUUCAGACUCGGGGUGGGGGGCGUCUAGGGCUUGGGUGCUUGCCGGUGGGCCGAUCCCAGGGUUUCAGGUUGGCAGCUUUGCAGGGUGCUCCAUACCUCCUUCCCUUCGGCCCCACCUUCCUUCCUCGUCAUUGUGGAUUGGAUUCAGUCUCGGGCUAAGAAUCUCCAAAACAGAGUGGGACUCCCUUGGGGCCGGGUGGGGAGUGGGGUCACACGUAUAGGAGGACAGUGAUUGUUGGCUCUAGUUACUGACCCUUAAUCAGAAAAAACCGCUUUUCCUGUUGAGAGCGUUUGCUAACAGGCCAUGCCACCUUGAGGAGGCGUGACAGCUUCCUGGGGGAGCGUGAGGCAUGCCAGUCUCGGAAGCCACGGGGCCUGUCUCCUGCGCUCUCGCGGCUCUCUGGCAAGCCCCGUUCUCCCGGCUGCAGCCUCUCCCUCUACAAACAGGGAAGGAAACAUGUUGUCAGCUCCGGGGCCGCAGGUGGUAUUAGACAGUUCCCAGGGGUCCCCAGAAAUGGCAUGCCGCGUUUGUCUCCCCCCAAGCCUGUGCAUAUGAGCAUCGUCACCGGGAGAGAUUCCUUAGCCUUUAUUAGAUUCUCAGAGAUUCAGAAUCCAGAAUGUGAUGUAUAAAAAAAAAAAAAACACACACACACACACAAACGACGUGUGCCCGUUUUAAAGUCCUCCAAAGCAUGAGAGUCUCGUGACCGGUGAAGGCUCAUCAGUCACUGUGAGGUCGUCAUCUUGAUCAUCCACGCUCAGAGACUAGAGCAGGCAUCUGUCGAUUGGCUGAUUGAGCCCAGGCACAGCCCUUGAGAACCGUGGCCACUGAGACAGGGAGCAGGGUGAACUCCCGAGCUCUUCCUGGGUCCAUACAGGGGUGACAGGUUCAGGGCGCGCAGUCGGCUCCUGGGCGUUGCUGAGUCAGAACAGGUCCCCGUGGGGAGGAGGCCCAGGCUGUCCGGCCCGGCUGCCCGGUCCUGGCCGUCUCGCCCUCCCGCUAGGCCCGUUCAAGCCCGCCUGCCUUCCCAUUUAACAGAUCAGAAAAGCAGGACCCAGGGAAGGGAAGCGACUUGCAAAAGUGAACCAACAAUCGUGACAGCACGAGUCAACCAUUUUGAGCAAAACCAGGAAAUCGUCGGCUCUCUGUUUAAAACAUCCUGAGGUGGGCUUUCCCAGCUGGGUUCCAUCCAGCAUCUCAGAGAACUGUGAUGGGGGGUGGGCCUCUGCCUUCUCCCCACCUGGCUCGUCCCCAGGCUGCCCAUGGUGGCCCUGGCAAGCCCUGGUGUCUGCCUUUUGCCGCCAUCCCCCCAGUGGGGGAGAAACCUUGCUCCUCCCAGUGCCCCAGCACACGUUUGUGUUCAUUGGCUUGGCGAAGGGGUCUAAACCCAAUGCGCUCCAAUCAUUGGGACUGGGAUCGAAUGCGCUGAUUGGCUUAAGCCAGUUAGCGUCUCUACCCGGGGUAAGGAUGGCUGAGAAUUGGGCAAGACUGUUUCCCACAGAGCAUUGAGCGUGCUGUGGGCGGGAUAACGAGAAACCCCCAGCCAGAGGAGGCUCUCGAGUGUCCACCCCACUCACUGUUGGACUCCCAGCCCAGGGCUCUGCCGGGUCUCCAGGCACAGGGCUCCUGGGAGGCCAGCCCCGGGCCCCAGGCAUGGAGCAGAGGUGUCCCCACCCGCAGUCAUCAGUGCUGAGCCUAAAGCCAGGAAGAUGGGGGCUGAGGAGGAAGAGAGAUCUCGGCGCUCUCUCCAACCCCCAGUGAGCCAGGAGUCACCUCCUGCAAAACCAGCACCUGCUUCCACAGGCCCCCCUGGAGCCCCUGCCCUUACCCCCUCCCCCCGUCAGGGCACAAGGCAGGGCAGGUUUGUAGCGUCUGGCCCCCAGAGCCAUCGGGCAGCAAAGAAAGUUCUUAAACCCAUGCCUUUUGAGACUCUGGCUUCAGCGGGUGUCGUCGGGCAAACCCCACGGGCUGUGCUCCGUGGGAGAAGCCAGAUACAAGGAAACAGGACUUAAAAUAGGGAGGCCAGACAAGAAGGUGGGGAGGGCGAUUCUUGUAAGUGCUGGGGGCAAGAAGGGCUGGGCGUCUGGGUCAAGGGUGGAGUGGAGUCACGGAGAGUAUUUCGAGCCGUGACCUCUGCUUUAAGUGUUCUUGUCAAGGCAGCCCGAACGCGAAAACGGGAAACGGAAAAGAGCUCACCGUCCCCCACCUGGGGAGCACCAGAAACGCUUCCUCCAGGGAAGGACAAGCCCCGAGUGGCCGCUGUCCAGCGACAGAUGGCCGGCCGCUGGCCACGUGCCAUCAGGAGCCAGCAGCUGCCCCUGUGCCACCCCCCUGCCGCCCCCCAGAGCUCGGGGUUAGCACUGUGUCCAUCACGGACAUCUGGUUGGAAGCAGACGUGCCCACAGGCCAUGUGGUCUGGGAGACGGAGUCAGCUUUCCGCUUUCUCGUCCUGAAGAACCUCCGCCUCUGGGGCACAGAGAAGAGAAGGUGCUGUGGCAGGAGGGGCAGAGACCCCCCCCCCCCAAAGUGGCGUUCACAGCUGGCAUCCGGGCAUUAGCAGCUUCCUUGCUCAUUAGACGAGCGGCAAUGUGCUUCCCACAAGCGUCCAGCCCACCCCCCCCCACCACUUUCCCUCUCAGCCCGUCAGAGACCUGCACUGGUAUUGAACUUGACCCCCUGGCUCAGCCGCCCUCAUUGGGCAGAACUCCCAUUUGUGUCCACCUGCGGAUGGCCGUGACCCCGACGCCAGCUCUAACCUGCCACCUCGCCCCCUGCCCCCCCCCCCCCCCGGAGGCGAGCGCCCUCCCCAGCCGCGUCAGCACGUCGCUGAACUCACGUCCAAGCCAAAGUUUCCCGAGCGCUUUCCGCUCCUUGGGUUCCUCGUCGUCGUCGUAAAAUUUGCUUUCUUUUCCCUCUCGCCUCGUGUUUGUUUUGUAGCCGAGCGCUAAUCUGGAUGCAUUUGGAAUGAAGUUAGCCAGAGUCCGCCUUCCUCAGCCUUUGCUCUGUUUUAUUUAUUGUUGGACAUUUCCAAUGAUCCAAAUCAAAGUGAAUUAAAAAAAAAAGCUAUUUUAU
Molecule: messenger RNA, 8855 nt
Organism: Prionailurus viverrinus (fishing cat)
Lineage: Eukaryota; Metazoa; Chordata; Mammalia; Carnivora; Felidae
Gene: ST3GAL1
Product: ST3 beta-galactoside alpha-2,3-sialyltransferase 1
Exons: 10
Coding region: 3450-4478 (342 amino acids)
Molecular function (GO): beta-galactoside (CMP) alpha-2,3-sialyltransferase activity
Source: RefSeq, a predicted model, not a curated record